AUGUUCGCAGCUCUGCCAAAGCCAAAAUACACCGGAGAAGAGGAGGAGCAAAGGCAGUCGCAAUUGCAAGUCGCCAAGCGCAGCGGCAUCCCUGCCUACGGCUCGCGCAACAACUGGAGACCUCGAGGCAAUGAAGACUUUGGAGAUGGAGGUGCCUACCCUGAAGUCUCGGUAGCGCAAUACCCUCUAGACAUGGGUAGAAAGCACGCGUCUUCGUCAAAUGCUCUGACUUUGAGUGUCAAUGCCGAGGGUCAGGUCGAUUAUACUGCCAUCGCGAAACGCGGCCACGCCGAGAAUAGAAUUGUGCACGCCUCGUUCAAGGAUCUUAUUCCUCUCAGACACCAGGCGAAUGCUGGCGAGAUCUCACUUGCCCGUCCUGAUGAGGAGACGGUCGCAGAAACAAAGCGAAAGACAGAACUGGCACUCGCUACUCUGGUCGCCGGCGCAAGCGCUGCCCAACGUCCCAAGAAUGUCAAGGGAGUCGAGAAGAGAGAAGCCUCAUACGUCCGCUACACACCCGCCAACCAGAUGGGCAACGACCACUCCAAAAAGGGCGAUCGCAUCAUGAAAAUCAUGUCCCGCCAAAUCGACCCCAUGGAACCUCCAAAGUUCAAGGCAAAGAAGAUUCCCGGCCGUCCCCCAUCGCCUCCUCCACCAGUCAUGCACUCCCCUCCCCGCAAGCUCACCGCCGAAGACCAAGAAGCCUGGAGAAUCCCCCCUACCGUGUCCAACUGGAAGAACCCCAAAGGUUACACUGUGCCUCUGGACAAGAGAUUGGCAGCAGAUGGCCGUGGCUUGCAAGAUGUAACCAUCAAUGACAAAUUCGCUUCGUUCGCAGAAGCCCUACAGACAGCCGACCGCCAUGCCCGCGAAGAAGUAAAGUCAAGAGCACUAAUGCAACAGCGCCUCGCCGAAAAGGAAAAGGAACAAAAAGAAGAAAACCUCCGCCUUCUCGCCCAAAAGGCCCGCGAGGAAAAAGCUUCCACCGCCAGAGGAGGUGCAGCAAGAGCAAGAGAAGCAUCCCGCAGCCGAAGCCGCAGCCGCAGCCGCAGCAUAUCCAGCUACUCCUCCCGCUCUCGCUCAGGCUCCGCCGCCUCCGAAGACCACUCACGCGCCGAACGCGAAAAACUCCGCGCCGCCCGCCGCGCCGACGCACAACGAGAAAUGCGUCAAAAGAACAUGGGCCACGAACGCCGCAUGCAAACCCUCGCCCGCAACCAAAACCGCGACAUAUCCGAAAAGGUAGCCCUGGGCCUCGCAAAACCUACACAGAGUAAAGAAACAAUGUAUGAUUCUCGUCUGUUUAACCAAAGCUCGGGUUUUGCAUCAGCGGGCUUCAAUGAAGAUCAAGCAUAUGAUAAACCACUUUUUGCCGAUCGAGAGGCUUUGAAUAGUAUCUAUCGUCCGCAAUUGGAUCAAGACGAUGGAGAGGAUGGGGGUGAGACGUUGGAGAGUAUUCAGAAAACAUCACGUUUUGAAACUUUGGGGAGGGCGCCAAAGGAGGGUAUGAAGAGUGCUAGGGCUGCUGAGCAGAGGGAAGGUCCUGUGGUCUUUGAACGUGAUAAUGGGGAUCCUUUUGGUGUUGAUCAGAUGAUCAAGGAUGCGCAAAAGGGUGGCAACAAGGAAGUACAGGGAAGUGCCAGUCAAGGUCGACAAAAGAAAAACUCCUCGCUCCUUCGCUGA
Messenger RNA from Aureobasidium subglaciale EXF-2481, 1683 nucleotides. RefSeq lists its product as uncharacterized. Gene Ontology annotation, biological process: mRNA splicing, via spliceosome. The record is from RefSeq and is a predicted model, not a curated record. Bases 1 to 1683 code for a protein of 560 amino acids. NCBI's taxonomy places the organism in Eukaryota, Fungi, Ascomycota, Dothideomycetes, Dothideales, Saccotheciaceae. The transcript is spliced from 3 exons. Gene Ontology annotation, cellular component: spliceosomal complex.